Corticium candelabrum is the source of this 1107-nucleotide messenger RNA. RefSeq lists its product as uncharacterized. The transcript has 5 exons. The coding region runs from base 600 to 950 and encodes 116 amino acids. The record is from RefSeq and is a predicted model, not a curated record. NCBI's taxonomy places the organism in Eukaryota, Metazoa, Porifera, Homoscleromorpha, Homosclerophorida, Plakinidae.
UAUCAAUCUAUGUUAUCGCAGUGAGUCAGUUGCGAAGAAUACCACAGCUCAAUGGCGGUUGUACUGGACGGCUAGCUGGCUACUUAUCGUAGCCAACAGAACCAUAAAUGCCAGCAAAAUUGUAAAGGGAGUUUUCAAGCUGUGGCUAUCCCACAAGCCAAACCCAAUGUCUUCUCAUCUGUGGUAGACAGUAGUGAGUAUAGUGAGUACAGAGUUGUGAAGUGCAAAGGGGUGAGUCUCGUGCUCAACACAACAAUGACGGUACACGAUUGCUAUCACGUUGAUGUCUUUAAGGCUCAACUAACACGAUCACUGACAGUAAAUGCUCGUGCUAUUCGUUUGCAGGUUGUACAAGCCACACUUUGGACGGCAAUUACCAUGCAAAGAAUGUCUUGGUAAUCUUUAUCGUUUGCUUCGUCAUGAAAGUCUACUUUGGUGUUCGUACGUUCAAUAGAAUUACAACUGUUAGAAUGGCAUACAUAAUUGCAUACCGCCCCUAGGCACAAUUGAUCCGUCACAUCGUACAAAAUCAAAGAACAAUAUCCGGGAUAUUACUCAUCGUCCUUGUACCAACGCUGAUUCGGAGAGAAGCAAGUUGAAUGGCCUCUGCUACUUCAUUAUGCCUAAUGCUGCUCAUUACCGCUACAGUUGUAUGCACCACCUUGAAACCUAACGAAGACGGUGGACGUAACAACUCAGGGGAGAACAACUACGACCUCUAUGAAGCUCAACAAAAGGAUGAGCAGCAGCCUUGUGUCUCAGCCGACGCAAAGGUGACAAGAGACGUGUCCGAUGUCAUCGCAAAUGUUUGGAGAGGAAGUGAUGUUGGUCGCAGAUUGGUCACUCUGAUGGUUUAUGGCUACUUUGUGUUUGAGAUUCAACAACUGGACCCACAUAACUUUGACCUAUAUCUAUUGCUGAUUGUGGCUCUCCAUGCCAUUAGCAGUUAGUUCCACACCGUAACUGCCAAAGAGCAUUGACAUUAAGUGAUGCCUUAGAUGACAGCCGGCAUAUCGCCAUACAACAAGACGUGUUUGUUUGUGAUUAGUAGUAGAUGAUAGAAACGGAUAUGUAGAGUAAUAAAGAUCUGUGGUAUAUGUUAACAAA